This is a messenger RNA of Mucor velutinosus, 1257 nucleotides long. RefSeq lists its product as uncharacterized. The record is from RefSeq and is a predicted model, not a curated record. The transcript is spliced from 4 exons. Gene Ontology annotation, biological process: protein transport. Gene Ontology annotation, cellular component: cytoplasm. Bases 1 to 1257 code for a protein of 418 amino acids. NCBI's taxonomy places the organism in Eukaryota, Fungi, Mucoromycota, Mucoromycetes, Mucorales, Mucoraceae.
AUGAUCUUUUCCAAAGUCUUCAAAUCAAAUCCGAUACAAUCAUUUGAAUUGACAGUUGCAUCGGGCGCCGGAGACAAUAUGAUUGCUUUUGGCCCUGCUUCCAUUAUAAACGGAAGUGUAAAGCUGUUACUAGAUAAACCUGUUCAGGCAAAAUCAAUAAGAGUAGUGUUCUCCUGUCAUGAAUGGGAUCAGCGGCAGGAACCUACCAAACUACUGUCGGUAGAGUCGGUUAUUUGGAGUCAAGAUGCUGAUAAUGACUUGCUGGAGAGGGGCAGCCACUUUUAUCUGUUUGCUAUACAACUGCCAUCAUCAGUAAACUAUCCACCUACGAUUCGAGACUCUUAUCUUGGUCACCGCAUCGAAUACACACUGCAAGGUCAUUUGGACUUUGCACUAGACAAUAACAUGCAUAAACAGAAAUCAACUGCCAGUGUACCUCUGACUUAUUUGCCUCUUGUGACAUUCGAUGACCGUAUGAAUCAAUAUGCAACUCGCAACAAGUCUAUAAGGAUCGAGCAAGGCAGUGAAUACGUACACGUUACAGCAAGCUUGGCAAAUCCUUCAUCUUGCCCAGGUGAUCUGUGUUCCAUCAAACUCUAUACCCAUAACAAAUCAUCUUACAGUAUCACCCAGGUGCACAUUGUAUUAUUAUCCACAGCAACAUCAUUGAAUGACAACAGACAUCCUGAUCCACCGAUAGCAUCAGGUCCUUCUUACCAACACAAACAGCGUCAGAUCUUGAACGAAUCGUUUUACGUAUCUAUACCCAAAAACACAAGCGACAUCACCACCAUAUGUCCAUUCAAAGUGCCUUCUUUCUGCGUGCCUACUACGCAAAGCCAUUUUGGAAAGUACAUUGACAUCGCUUACGAGGUGUUUAUCAUUAUUCCUGCUAUGGGCAGCCAUUGGGAUGGUUGUACCACCUCGCAACUAUUCCUGAAUACACAAGCUAUUCGACUUCCACUCUUUAUUACAACAGUGCCGUAUUGCUCUACACAACCUCCAAAGUUACAAAUCCCAUUUGCAGAUGAGAGCAAUGCCGAUGUACCCAAUUUUAUCAUCAAUGAAUCGCCCAUCCCGAGUCCCAUCACUGACGGCUGGGGACCAGGUAGUCCUGUUGAUCUGGAUGAUGAGCUCUGCUUACCUCAAACUCACGAGGACGCUUCAGGGCAUUUGAUGGUGCCUCCCAUUGCAUCGCCCUCAACUUCUGUCAGAAGGUCUCUCUCUGUUCACUCUACAACCAGCAGCGCAGCUUGA